Molecule: messenger RNA, 330 nt
Organism: Vicia faba (fava bean)
Lineage: Eukaryota; Viridiplantae; Streptophyta; Magnoliopsida; Fabales; Fabaceae
Source: the annotation of a GenBank genome assembly
AUGCGGUGGCCUAGGAAGAAAAAAUACGGUGGUCCUGAUAAACAUGAGGUGGCAGGGAUGAAGAUCAACGGAGAAGGCGAUGUACUCGACGGUGGCGCCAUCCCAAAAAGUUCUGAUCUCAAAUCUUUUACACUUUCUUGCUCGUCUGGAAAUAGUGACGAACAGGGUUUUUAUGAUGACAACAUUGGUGCUCGCAGCGGCGCAAAGAAGUGCUCUGGCGUGACCUUCAAGCUGAAGCGAGGUAACUCCUUUUCUUCUUCUGCCUUUGAGAACUCAAGUAUUUCUGAAGGAUUUUUUGUGAAAGGGAAAAUGAUGACAGUAUUAGAUUAA